Molecule: messenger RNA, 2267 nt
Organism: Tripterygium wilfordii
Lineage: Eukaryota; Viridiplantae; Streptophyta; Magnoliopsida; Celastrales; Celastraceae
Product: DEAD-box ATP-dependent RNA helicase 20
Exons: 10
Coding region: 134-2080 (648 amino acids)
Molecular function (GO): RNA binding; ATP binding; RNA helicase activity
Source: RefSeq, a predicted model, not a curated record
GAGCUCGGAAUAAAGUAAAAAAGAUUCCCAAAUUAUUUUUUUCUGUUCGCGGAAGGAAAGGGAAAUCGUAAAAUUCGAAACCCUAGAUUAGAAGCAGUUCUGUACUGUAUUAGGCUAUUAGCAGUUUAGCGAUAUGAAUCCCUACGACAACAGAUACGGCGACCCAGAUUCAUACCGUCAGCGUCGCAGCGACGUACUGGGUCAGCCGCCUUCGGCGGGUCCUAAUUUUGUUGGUGCUGGUUUAGGCGGUUCCUACGGCCGUGGUGCCCCUGUUUCCUAUGGAGGUCCUCCACCUCCUGCUUUUUCGGCAAGAGGACAUACUGGAUCUUUUCCCAGUUCAGCCGGCUACAACUCUCAUCCCCCGUUUGAGCCCCCUGUAGGAAGGUUUGAUAUCGGCCGAGGAGGUGGUAGAGAGAGCUUUGAUGGUAGAAGGUCUGGUCAUAUUGGAGACCGAAGAGGUGGUGGUGGCAACCGUGGCGGUAGAGGUUUCCAUUCUGGUCGUGGGAGUGAUAGAGGUGGUAGAAGUGCUGAUGGAGACUGGAGACCUGGUUUUGGUGGAGGUCGAGAUGGAGGCAGGAGACCUGGUUUUGGUGCGGCUAGAGGAGGAGGUAGACACGGUGGCUCAUCUAGAGGGGAUCUGGACAACAUAUCUCUUCCGAGGCAGGAUUUUGGGAACUUGGUCCCAUUUGAAAAGAAUUUCUACAUCGAGAGCCCUUCGGUUAGGUUGAUGUCGGAGCAUGAAGUUAUGAUCUAUAGGGCAAGGAGGGAGAUUACGGUGGAAGGGCAAGAUGUACCCAAGCCAAUUAGAAUGUUUGAAGAGGCAAAUUUCCCCGAUUACUGCCUGGGGGUGAUUGCUAGGCUGGGAUUUGUUGAGCCGACAGCAAUUCAGGCUCAAGGAUGGCCGAUGGCUUUGAAGGGUAGAGAUUUGAUUGGAAUUGCUGAGACUGGUUCAGGCAAGACCUUGGCAUAUCUGCUGCCCGCUUUGGUACAUGUAAGUGCACAGCCUCGAUUGGUGCAAGGUGAAGGCCCUAUUGUAUUAGUAUUGGCACCCACAAGAGAAUUGGCUGUUCAGAUCCAAGAAGAAGCUGUAAAAUUUGGAUCUCAAGCUAACGUUAGGAGUACUUGUAUAUAUGGUGGUGCUCCUAAAGGACCCCAAAUCCGUGAUCUUCAAAGAGGUGUUGAGAUUGUAAUUGCUACUCCUGGUCGACUGAUAGACAUGCUGGAAGCGCAACACACAAAUUUGCGGAGGGUUACUUACCUCGUCUUGGAUGAGGCUGAUAGAAUGUUGGAUAUGGGAUUUGAACCUCAGAUAAGAAAGAUUGUAUCACAAAUUCGACCAGAUAGACAGACUUUGUACUGGAGCGCCACAUGGCCAAGGGAGGUUGAAACUCUAGCAAGGCAGUUUCUCCGCAACGCAUACAAGGUGGUCAUUGGUUCACCAAAUCUCAAAGCAAACCAGUCGAUAAAUCAAGUUGUUGAAGUUUUAACAGAGGUGGAGAAGUACAACAGGCUCAUCAAACUACUAAAAGAAUCGAUGGAUGGCAGUCGAAUUCUGAUAUUCAUGGAGACAAAGAAGGGAUGUGACCAAGUGACAAGGCAGCUUAGAAUGGAUGGAUGGCCUGCUUUAUCUAUCCAUGGAGACAAAAACCAAGCUGAAAGGGAUUGGGUCCUUGCUGAGUUUAAAAGUGGCAGAAGUUCUAUCAUGACUGCAACUGAUGUUGCUGCACGGGGCCUUGAUGUGAAGGACAUUAAAUGUGUGAUCAACUAUGAUUUUCCCUCCAGCCUCGAGGAUUAUGUCCACAGGAUUGGCCGAACAGGUCGUGCAGGAGCUAAAGGAACUGCUUACACUUUUUUCACACAUGCAAAUGUGAAGUUUGCCAGGGAUCUAGUAAGGAUCCUGCAAGAAGCAGGGCAGAUUGUGAGUCCUGCAUUAUCUGCCUUGUCCCGUUCUACCGGUUCUGGUGUAGGAGCAGGUUCGGGGGGUAACUUUCGAUCUAGAGGACGGGGAGGCUUUGGGAAUCGGGCAUUAACUUCUGGAUCUAAUACUGUUCCUCUUGGAGCAAAAAGGAUGUGGCAGUAGAUAUUGUGGGUGCCUGGCUCCGUAUGCCUUUUUUCAGUAGGUUGAAGGGGCAAAUGUACACUAUGUAGAAUAUGAACUUCUGUGUUUUUUUUUUUUUAUGAAUUAUGAUCUUUGUUAUGAAGUAUGAUGGAGGAAUAUUCAUUAAUCAACCUAUUCUGGAUUAUAAUAAGGACUUAAAAUUAGUGUA